AUGGAACCCCCCGAGAAGAAGCGGCGGAACUCGGAGGAGUUCGCCUUUUGGGAUUUCGAGGUGUCAAAGGCAUGCGUCGAAGACAAGGGCGACCUCCUGCUGCUGGAUCCAUCCAAAAGUCGCAUUUUGGGGGAUAAGGCUUCCCUGAUCAUGAAGCUCACGGGAGCGACCCAGCUGGUGAUCAAGGAAGGUCGCAUAUGUGUCGCAGGAGCCAGAGCGCUGAAAUCGGAGGUGGCAAAGUAUGCAGACAUUAUUGUCAAUGAGCUUGUGCCACCAGACUAUGCUGGCAAUAACAUGCUGCGCAUUUUCGUGUCGGAGAGCUUCGCAUCCCGCUGGGGCGGCAGUGCAGAGGUAGAGAAGGCAGAGGGGGUGCUCAUUGUGGUUGAAAGGAGGCAGGAGGUUCUUCAAAUCCAGGUGGGGGAUUUGGUGGAGGUGGCGGUGCAGCGGGGCGUGUGGAGUAUGGCCAGCGUGGCGGCGCUGAAGGGCACCCGUGCCACGGUGCGCCACACGCGCGACUUGCGCCGCGAGGAGCUGCCGAUCCAGCGCGUGCGCCUGGCGCGGUCCGUGGCGAUUCUGGGCGCGAGCCACCGGCGCCGCCUAGCGGCGGCUCUGAACAUCACGGCCCAGCUGGAAGAGGAGUGCACGGGCGCGCUGGGGGCGCUGCAUGAGAACCCCCACCUCAAGGGCCACAACCUGGGUGUCAUCUCCCAGGAGCUGCCGGUUCCGACUGAGGUGCUGUGGCGUCUGGAGAAGUCGCCGUACCUCGCGCAGAUCCAGCAGGCCGUGGGAUGCAGCAUCAAGCUCUUCACGCGGCCGCCGCCGGAGUCCAAGGCCUCAGCCAGGAAGCUGUCAGCGGUGCCCUGCGUGCUGGUGGCCGGCAACCUGGAAGAGCGCUGGAAGGGCAUGCAGAUUGUGAAGACCAUCGCGAUGGGAAUGGGCCAGAAGAGGCACCCAGCCUUGCCCAAUGCGCUUCUCGGGGACUCCCGGACUGUGACCAUUCCGAAGGAUAUACUCUCUGUGGUGGUGGGAAAGCAGAUGAGCUCCUUGCUGCAGCUGAUGAAAUCCACCAAGACUGUGAUAUUUCCUCUGAAGGAAAAGGACAGGGACAUGGACAAGCUGUUGGACAUGAUGAUCGAAGACGAGGAGGAGAUGAAGUGCUGUGACAUUGCCAUCCUUGGAGAUCCCAGUGCUCGGUCAGAGGCGGAAGUCAAGGUGCGGUCACUCGUGGAGAAGCAUCAUCCAGGAUUCGCCAACCAGGACGUGCACAAUCAGGCAGUUGGCAUGGGUGUGGAAAAGCUGACGCUUGAAGGCGAGCUUGAGCAGCUGGAAGAGCGCUCUCAGCUAGCCCAGCAGCUGGCGGGGGCAACAGGAUGCCUGGUGGAAUUUGCCGCCACCUCCGCAUUUGUUGCUGGCACGCAGCCAGCCAGGGCGCUGUGCCAGGAGUACAUUUCCUUCGUGAACCACGGGCUGCGAUCGCAUGUCCAUGGGCUCAAGAUGCGGGCAGACACGGCAACCAGACCGAAGGUUCCCAGAGCUGUGGCGGCUAUGCCCUGGCUGCAGCAGCAGUUGGCCAAGCUGGCUUUGGGCAACAGCACGGUGACCUUCUUUGAUAUGGAGACAGCGGCAGGAGAGAACGAAACGAAGCGCCUGGUCUUUGCUGGCAACGUCUUGGCACUUCGCCCAGGUGUCGGGGCGGGACUCGUUGCCCAAGCCAAUGCGCUCAUCCAGAAGGCUCAGAUGUACCAGGAGGAGAACAAGACCUUGGAGGAAUGCCUUCAGGCGGAGGUGGAUGCCAAGAAAGAUGAGGCGGAGGAAGUGAAGGCCGUUUUUGGCGCCUUCUCAGCAAAGGGCAAAGGCAAUGAAGGCAAAGGAAAAGACAAAGGAAAAGGCAAGGGAAAGGACAAGGGGAAAGGAGAAGAUCGGUGGGAGGACGGAACCAAGCACGAGGACGAGGGUGACAAAGGCAAAGGAGAUGGCAAGGGAAAGAAGGGCGAGGGCCAGGGAAAGGGCUACGGCAAGGGGAAAGGCGGGAUCCUUUGCGCCACAAACGCCAGCUGCCAUAACCGGAAAGAGUGACACCGCUGACAGCCAGCACUCUGCUCCGCGAACACCAGCAGUCCUCCUCCAGCGCCAUGCUCAAAGCCAGGCAUCUAAGGCAUCGGCCGACCGAGAGCAUCGAGAGCUGGCCCUGCCCAAAGCGCCCAUGACGCCUGCAGCGAUCCGAGACUGGAAGCCCCGCGAGGAAAUCUCUGAGGAGCGCCCGGCAGUAGAGCCUUUGGAGCUACGAUUUGCUCCAAAGCGGCGAUCAACUGGAGA
Effrenium voratum is the source of this 2316-nucleotide messenger RNA. Lineage: Eukaryota; Dinophyceae; Suessiales; Symbiodiniaceae. The record is from the annotation of a GenBank genome assembly.